AUGGAUAAAGUCUAUGAUGAAUCGCCACAUCUGCCCGGUACGGGCGAAGUGGUGAAGCAACAACAGCUGAACGACGAGGAAUCACCAUCGUCAACGCCGAUCAAAGAAAAAGAACCUCAUUCUCAAUCCCAAAAAACUUGGUACCGCCUUGUCGUCAUCAUCUUUCUGCUAUUCAUCGCCCUGUGCAUUUUCAUAGGAUUGUACGUCAAGGAGCUGAAUAGUAAAGUUGAUGAGAAGGCUGCUGUCGAUUCUGUCGAUUCGAAUCCUAGCAAUCCUCCAUCUGAAGAUCAUGAUGAACCAUCGCCAAUAGAGGAUGAGAACGACGAUACGAUUGGAGAACCGAAUAAUAAUCCAUUCCGUGAUGAUCCAAAGCUAGCAAGGCUGUAUUCAGCGCUAUCACCAGUGGCGUCCCCUACCUUCUAUAUGGCGAAUGAAACAGUAAAUAACACCAUGUCCGAGUACAAGGCUUGGAAGUGGCUCUCCGAAGAUGAUUUCAGUUCCGACACGCUUGACGAUUCCACUCCUGAUUGGAAGAUCAUAGAGCGUUAUGCUCUCGCCGUAUUCUAUUAUGCUACGAAUGGAGAAGGCUGGAUCAAUCAAUACAACUUUCUCUCCAAUUCCUCUGUUUGCAAUUGGAGUGGAAGCUCGACCUUUCACUUUGGGGUUCGGUUCUGUUCGGAAGGUUCGGUCUCAAUGCUGCAACUCCCAUCGAACAACCUCGAAGGAAGUCUACCAGCGAGCAUCAAACUCCUUUCCAACCUGUAUUCACUUGAUCUGCCCCAGAAUCGCAUCGAAGGGACGAUUCCGUUGGAAAUAUCCGAAUUGUCCAAGCUUUCCAGCCGGUUGGACUUGUCGUACAAUCGUUUGGUUGGUAGCAUUCCGCCGUCCUUAGGUGGAAGGAUGAGGAAUCUUGACGAGCUCUUGCUGCAGUACAAUCGCCUGGAGGGAGAAAUCCCCGAUGAGCUCGUAUUGGCCCUGACCAGCUUGACAACCCUGAACCUUGCUUCGAACCUUCUCACUUCAACGAUUCCGGAGCAUAUUGGUCGGCUGACAUUGCUUCAAGACCUACGAUUGAAUGAUAACAGACUGACCGGAGAAAUACCUGCGUCCAUCGGUUUCUGUAGACAGAUUCACAAGCUCCAUUUGGAACAGAACCAAUUGAGUGGAGACAUUCCGGAGACAUUGCAAAAUCUUAAGAACGAUGAUGCACACAGUUUCAAUCUUUAUCUUCAUACCAACAACUUUACUGCUGGGGCAAGCAUGGAAUUUCUCUGUCAAGAACGAGGACUUUGCAGUACGAAUAUGGGAUGCUCCUCCGAUUGCAACGUCGAGUGUAGUUGCUGCCGACGAUGUUAUGCCAGUGGAGUUGCCAUGUGCGCCAAAGUGUCUCCCAAUUUGGAAAAUGGGUGCCGGAUGAUAAUGGACGACAACUUGAACAAACAAUCCUCAGUAUUGCAGGCCAAGAAUAUUGACGAUGGUUCCAAUACCUACUUGCUUUAUGACACUGAUUUCCCAUUUGUGGUUACGGACAAAAUCAACAUUGAUAGCGAGGAUAGUGCCUACUCUGUGUAUGGAUCGAUUCCAUCGAAUGGCGGGCCUAUUACUUACAACCCUCAAAUUGGUGUUCCAGCUGUCACGUGUCAGGAACUCAUGACGGACGAUUGGUAUAAAAUGAGAGACGACUCGCAGUUGCGCUUCAUGGAGGUGCCCGACUAUCCGUGUACUGAAUUUGGAAAGAGAAUAAUCUACCGCCUCAUUAUGGAAUGGCUGUAUUUUGGAUAA
Molecule: messenger RNA, 1782 nt
Organism: Cylindrotheca closterium
Lineage: Eukaryota; Bacillariophyta; Bacillariophyceae; Bacillariales; Bacillariaceae
Source: the annotation of a GenBank genome assembly